AUGGCGAACGAUGAUGGCGGAGAGAUGUCUCGAAAGCAUGGUGAUGGUGGCCAUACAGCCACUGAUGAUACAGACAUGGGCAAGCACGAUGGUCAUGUCAGCGCAACAGAGUCUCCACAAGAGGCAGGUAUACUGACAGAGGUGCCCUCUCAUGUUCAUGAGGAUAUUUUGCAGAGCUUGGAAGCUACGACACACGAGGAAGCGACUGACUCGCAGAUGAAAUUCAAUGGAAGUGGCGAUGGCAAACAUGACGGCCAGGACAUCAUGAGCUCUGCCACCGCAGAACCGGACAACUCCGCCGCGACAUCGAAUUCGCCCGCUGAAGAGGUGAGUGUACCGCACAACAGGGAGCCCAGUGUUCCUGCAGUAGCAGGUCCAGAGGAUGUUGAACCAGACGACCUCACGGCGCAAUUCUCGAGGCUCCUCCAAGAUGCCCCACACCAUGAUCCACUCGGCUGUGCCAUCUGCGGCCACUCGGAAUCCUGCCAUUGCCCUGCUUUUGCACCAUAUGAAGCUCAAGACGAUUUGGCGAUUACGGCGCGCGAUCAGAUAUGCCAUUUUCAGAGCAUCACAUCUCAGCAUGAAUACCAAGCACACAGUUUCGAGGAGAUCCGCCUUGCGAAUUAUCGUAUGGGCAAGACUUUUCAUGACACAAAAGAGUACGAGGUACUGACAAAUCCUUCCAUCAUUGCACUGGAGGAAGCUGCCGACCUCCUAUGCGCUACCAUCUUUGACAACCAUCUCGCCGUCACAAGAUUUGACGUCGGGCCAGAUCGAGUUCCCUUCUACGUUCAUGACCAGCUGCUUGAAGAUCGGCAGUGCCACGACUUCAAGCAGCGUGUAGACAAACUGGCCUGUCACAUCGAAAACGUGACAGUGGACUGCUGGAGGGUUGAACUCGAACACGAGGAUGUCUCGACCUUUCAUCUCUUCCUUGGCUGGCUGUACAUUGGCCAAAUCAUUCCGCUACGCAUGGACGAUGCCCAAUGGCAGAAGAGUCUGGAACUGGACACUACCAACAGGAUUGUGCCUGCGAAGGCUCGACGCCCAAGGGACAACUUCGUUUAUGACGAUGACCUGGCACGCCUGUUUGUAUUCGCGGCCAGAGAGGGCGUCCAGUCACUUGCCAACGCUGCUGUCACCUGUCUCAUGGUGCGGAAUGCCCGCCUCGGACAGACCACGACCAAGAAAGUAAUAGAACUUCUAUUCGCCGCUCCUCGAGAAGAAGCCGGGUCUUUCUGCGACCUCUUGGUGGAGGACGCCGCUAUGAGACUGAGCGAGAAAGUGGUCUCUGCCCGUACCAUGGCCUUUCCGGUGGCCUAUGUGACUGCUAUCAUGAAGCACUUGCUAAAAGACCGGGACGAAGGCAACAUCGAAAAGCUGUCCAAGAAUGAGCGACGACGACGGAUAUGCGCCCCUCACGUCCACGCCACAGAGCAGGAAGCGGCAGCAUGUCGCAAGUCUCUGACGGAUCGACAGGCAAUGGACAUUGCCGCACGCAAAAAGCCGGGCCCCGAUUUGCACAAGCCAUACUCAUCUACCGCCACCAUCGUCGUUGGACGAGAACGUUUGAAGUUCAUAGUCCACAAGGGCCUGAUCUGCAAGCACUCUGGAUAUUUCCGAGGUGCCUUCAAGGCUGGUUUCGCAGAAGCCGGAAAGACGAGGUUGAAUUGCCAGAAGAUGGACCUGCCCGACCACGAUGCGUUACAGGACUAUGAUGACUUCGUUAUCGAAGUGCGGCAACGUCUCGCUAAAACCAUGAAUAAGAACAGGACCAGCGUCCGUGAUGACGCGGCGGCUAGAGGGUCAGCUAAGCUCGAUGUAAACGGCAGGGAAAACGGCGAGGGAGGUGAAUACCAGCCAGCAAGCUCUGCUGAAGAUGCUGGUCUGCAAGGUACCCAAGAUGCAAUGGGCAACAUGACCAUGACCGGCAACACGGAUGACCUGGAGCCAUCUAGAGCAGCUCCAGACGGGAUGGAACGCCGCGAUGGUGCUCAGAACUGCAUCAACCACAGGAUGCUUGUGGACCUCUUCAUCUUUGCAGACCGCAGAGAUGUCCCACUGCUUCGCAAUCAGAUCAUGGUCGACAUCUCUCGUAGUCGCGAGUCUGGCUCACAGCUGUUUUCUUCCGACGACAAGUUGCUGGAAACAGCGUUCUCGAACCUGCCCGCUAGCUCAGCACUCUGGAGAUGGCUUGUCGAUGAAGCAUUUCGUUGCUGGAAUGUGGGAAAAGACAUCUCGGAAGAUCUGGAGAACCUACCAACCGCCUUUACUGCUGGGCUUCUCCGUGCGUACGCCAAAGGUUCAAUAUUCUCUGGGCUGCCUUGGAGGUAUGACAUGUGUCGCUAUCAUGAUCAUGCUACCGAUGCUGAGAAGGAGGAGUGCAAGGCAUCUCUCUCGAGUUGGUAUGAAGAUAUGAAGGCCAAAAAGGGCAUGGAGCCUGUGCGGUGGACGUAA
Fulvia fulva is the source of this 2457-nucleotide messenger RNA. RefSeq lists its product as uncharacterized. The transcript is spliced from 4 exons. The record is from RefSeq and is a predicted model, not a curated record. Lineage: Eukaryota; Fungi; Ascomycota; Dothideomycetes; Mycosphaerellales; Mycosphaerellaceae. Bases 1 to 2457 code for a protein of 818 amino acids. Gene Ontology annotation, molecular function: protein binding.